AGGUAUUUCGUGACUCGCCUUCUAUUUUUCAAGUGCGAAACGCCCUCCCCCCUCCAUAACGUUGCGUUCUCGCCACGAGCACGUACGCGCAUACGAGCGCACUACUACACACACACACACAUACUUUACAUAUAUACGUUUCAAGAAUUGGUGCUCCCCGCCCUCCGCUGCUUUCGUUUUUGUGAACCGGUAAGUUUUUGGCCUUUUUCGCACUGAUUUAUAUUUAGAGAAAGGAAAAAUGCCUGCUGUCGUUGAGCAGUUGCCGACGUCCGACGACGAGGACCAAUCCACACCGCCGCCGGAGUGCCCCAACGUCGUCAGCCCAGAAAUCUCGGAAGAACAGCAAACGGCCUCCGCUGAGCCGGCUGCGACGGCCACUACAACGGCAGGAGUGGAGGAAGAGCAAGGUGAACGCUCCGUGGACGUGGAGCGCUGCGGUCAGCUGAAAGUAGCAGGGAAUCAACUGUUCAAGGAGGGCAACAUCUCGGAGGCCCUCGUCAUGUAUCGUCGCGCACUUUGGUGUGCCCCAAUCAAACCCGUGCCGGCUCGACCAGCAAAGAGCAACAUGCCAAAACCACCAGCAGACGUGGAGGAGCCAAACGUGACCGACGGCGACAGUGACCACGACGACGAGCCGGCAGAUACGACGGACUACACGCUCACUUCGCAGGUGUACUGCAACGCGGGGUUCUGUCUCAUGAAAUUGGAUGUGAAAGAGGAGGCGGCCCAGAUGCUCUCCGAGGCUAUUCGCCACGAUGACAAGUAUCAAAAGGCGUACCUGCGACGGGCGGACUGCUACUACGACUUGCAGAAGUGGUCCAGCGCGUACGGCGACUACGAAGGCUAUGAGAAGCUGGGUGGGGUACUGGAUGCGCAGGGCCGGGCCCGCAAGACCGCCGCGAAGGCCAAGGUGGACGAGGAAAUGCAGAAGAUGCUCGGCGAACUGAAGAACCUUGGUAACAAGAUCCUGGGCAACUUUGGUAUGUCGACGGACAACUUCAAGUUCGACAAGGACCCCAACACCGGCGGCUAUUCGAUGCGCUUUGAGCGAUAA
Molecule: messenger RNA, 1054 nt
Organism: Leptomonas pyrrhocoris
Lineage: Eukaryota; Euglenozoa; Kinetoplastea; Trypanosomatida; Trypanosomatidae
Exons: 1
Coding region: 239-1054 (271 amino acids)
Molecular function (GO): protein binding
Source: RefSeq, a predicted model, not a curated record